UGCCCAAUUUAGCCUGCCGCUGUCAGUCCUGUGGAAUGUGAGAUGCACAUUAUGCAGACCCCCAAGAAAAGGUCCAGUCUGCGGUCACCAGAAGCGCUGCGCUCUGUUUCAACAAAGCAGACAUUUUCCUUCGCCCUGCAGACUUUAACGCCUUAAAACACUCGCCGAGCUCUGCUCCUCUGACUGAACCUGCAUCAGGAUGUCUGCUUCACCUGAUCCAAGCUCCUUCUUCACCAUCCUGCCCACGUUAAGCUCGUCCGCUCCAGGGGUUCCAGCUGUGGAGGCCAAUGCCACGUCCUGCCAGGAGUGGGAAAAGGCUCACCACAUGAUUUUCCAUUUUGGGAACUUAUCCCUGCUCCUGGGUUUGGUCAUUCCAACAACUCUGGGGCUGCACAUGAUCCUGCUGCGCCUCCUCCUGAUGACAGGAUGCAGUCUCUUCAUUGCUUGGGCCACUUUGUAUCGUUGCAAUCUUGAUGUGAUGGUUUGGAACGUGGUUUUCCUGGUGGUCAACUUCAUGCAUAUAUUCUUUCUUCUGUACAAGCGCAGGCCGGUUAAGAUUGACAGGGAGCUGCGGUCUGUCUACAAGCGGAUGUUUGAGCCUCUCCAUGUUCAGGAGGCUUUGUUCCAGAGACUAACAGGACAGUUCUGCACCAUCCAGACUCUGAAGAAAGGCCAAGCCUACGCUGCUGAGGACAAGACCUCUGUGGAUGAACGCCUCAGCAUUCUGCUAAAAGGAAAGAUGAAGGUGUCAUAUCGAGGUCAUUUCCUCCACAACAUCUACACCAACUCAUUCGUCGAUUCUCCAGAGUUCAGAUCUACAGAGAUGCACAGAGGAGAGAAGUUCCAGGUGACAAUAGUGGCAGAAGAGAACUGCAAGUUUCUGUGUUGGUCUCGAGAACGACUCACCUACUUCCUGGAAUCAGACACUUUCCUAAAUGAGGUGUUCAAGUACCUUAUCGGCAAAGACAUUACCAACAAACUGUACUCUCUGAAUGAUCCUACCCUCAGCGAUAAGGCAGUGAAAAAGAUUGAUCGUCAGCCCAGCAUGUGCUCCCAGCUUUCUAUGAUGCAGAUGAGGAACAGCAUGGCAAGUACCAGUGACACAGAUGAUGUGCUUAACCAGAUCCUACGAGGAGGAUCGGCUGGAUCAUCGCUCCAAAAGUCACCGGAAACCAAGUCUUCGACUAAGAUGAAGCCUAUAGAGGAAAGCAUGGAGGACGAUGUUUUUGAAGACUCUUCCUCCUCUCUGCAGCAGGAAAAAGCUUAUCACAAAGAUGUGUAGCAGGCAGGUGAAGAACAACCAGGAUCACCAGCUUUUCUACAGCCUCCUUUAGAGCCUGACUGCUUUUCUCAUAUUCUGCCAUUGUCAAUAAAUAAAAUGUCCCUUAAUAGUAUGAAAAUUAGAUUUUAUUCAUAGACAGCAUUAACAUCUUCAGAGUUUGUUAAUCGGAGUGCAUGACUUGAUUUUCUUUCUACUUGUGUAGUUUUUACUGUUUAGAUCUUCCUUUUUUUGUUUAAAAACCAAAACAAAAGAUCUUCAUGGUUUGAUGGGAUGCAUAUAAAUAUUAUUCUACUGCCAAAACUUAAGGUAUUUGUAUUUAGGAUUUCCUAAACUUCUUUGUAAGCUUUGUUUUCAUAAUUUGCAGAUUUCUUGUAUUCUGCAGAGAUUUGUCUUUUUAAGCCUUUGCACCAUUUUAAUGCUCUGUUGGAAUUUAUAUUAGUGCAAAAUGAAAAUUGGGUCAUUUAUUUGUCAUCCACUUGAUUUUUUAUUUUCUUUUAAGUCACAGUAAAAUAUGUUAUUUUC
Messenger RNA from Cyprinodon tularosa, 1804 nucleotides. It is a transcript of the gene popdc1, whose product is annotated as blood vessel epicardial substance. NCBI's taxonomy places the organism in Eukaryota, Metazoa, Chordata, Actinopteri, Cyprinodontiformes, Cyprinodontidae. Gene Ontology annotation, molecular function: cAMP binding. The transcript is spliced from 8 exons. The coding region runs from base 200 to 1282 and encodes 360 amino acids. The record is from RefSeq and is a predicted model, not a curated record. Gene Ontology annotation, cellular component: sarcolemma.